Molecule: messenger RNA, 1322 nt
Organism: Drosophila takahashii
Lineage: Eukaryota; Metazoa; Arthropoda; Insecta; Diptera; Drosophilidae
Product: CDAN1-interacting nuclease 1
Source: RefSeq, a predicted model, not a curated record
UCGCCGCUCAGCUGUUUAUUCUGGCGCUCUUUCCUACUUUUAUUGGAAUAAGUUUGUGUUUUGGGCCGUAAAAAAUGUCCCACGCCCCGGAUUUGGCCGGCGGAAAUGUGCAGCAGAAACGGAAGAUCCUGAGUGGCGGGGAAUAUACGCGGAUCUGCCAGUUCAUCAACGGCUACCACGGUUUGCCCAUCGACUGUGAGUUCGAGUUGAGGAACCGCUUCUUCAAGGACGUGGAGCCGAUGGCCCUGACAUGCAUCCUUCAGUCGGAGCUCUUCAACAGGUCGCGGGGUCAACACUGGAAGCAGGAUCAGCGGGGCAAGAAGCUCCUCAAAAUCUACGAGGAGCAGAAGAACCUCUACGACAACGCCCUGCUUAUCCGGAUGUCCUGUGUCGAGGGCCUCAAUCCCGUGGCGCUCUGCCGGAUGCUGUUGCAAGAGAAGUACAAGGUGCGCCACCGCUCGCACAUCUCACGGUUUCUGAAGCACCCACACCUCAUCGACGAUCCCAAGCUGGCGGCCAAUGUGCAACAGUGCAUGAUCAGCGACAAUCAGGAGGGAUCCAUUACGGACCUGCGACGACGCAUCAUCGGCGAGGAAUACGAACUAAAGUUGAAAACUCUGGCCACGGAGGCGGGUAUCCACUUUUAUGACGAGCACGACUUGCGGCGGAUGGGCUAUGACAAGACGCCGGACAUCAAAAUGAUCCUGCCGUUCCUUUACAGGGGCUCAGUGAUCAACUGGAUCGAAAGCAAGGCCAAUUUCGGGGACACCAAGGGACACAAGUUCAACAUCCAACAGCAGCUCCAUAGCUACUGCAAUCGUUUUGGACCAGGGAUCAUUAUCUAUUGGUUUGGUUACCACGAGGAAACGCCUUCGCUGCCUGAUAAUAGCAUUGGUAUCACUGUACUCGCUGAUUUUCCGGCCAAAGACGAUUUGGUUUUCAUGCAGCUCGCACAAGGAGAUUAUUCCACAGAAACUUCGGAAAGAAAAGAGGAAACGAGUCAACUUCUAGGAGAAUCUAGAGAAGCCGAAUGUCUAGCCAAAGAACUAAAAAAACCAUCAUGAAAGCGAAAAUGUUUCACAGAAGUCGGAGACACUGGGAAUAGCCACUUAACACACAUUCAUUUUUUUUACCUAUUGAACGAUAUGUGCUUGAUCUUCUGUGCACAUUGAAAACGUACACCUAAAUUAAAAAUUGUCAAAUUUUGAGUAGCACUAAAACAAUCAAAUUAAAGUAAAUCACUGCGAUUGGUAGUAUAAAGACGGAGAUGCUUUGCAUUUAGACUCUAGCAAUAAGACAAUGCUGCUGCAGCAAAAACAUUA